ACAAACAGACUAGAGUUUUAGUGGUGCUGCAGCUCAUUUAAAGUUAGUUUUCCAAAGAAAUCGCGAAACAAAGGUGACAAAAUAUGCAACAGCUUCUCACUCCUCACUACAACUGUCAAGUGAGCUGUCACGAUCACUGUCGGCGAUAGUGUGGACUGGGCUUCAAUGAAAUGUCAACAUUGUUGAAUUUAGAUCCGAGGACGGAAAGUUUUGGUGCUAAAAUUCACAAAACGUUUUUUGUUUGUACAUCAUACGCUAAAACGACGCACUUGGAACCUGCUUGCUUGUGUGAUUGUUUGUGCCGGCCGGUGGUUUGAUAGCGUAGUAAGAGAGUGGCAGUCAAACCAGUCCGUUCCGUGUCGGCAUCACCCAAUCGAACGAUAUGGAUUCCGAAGAUGGGGGAACCGCGAAGAAGGCGGGGCGGGGUCGUGGUCGGAGUCGUGGCACCCGGAGCCGCGGACGCGGCCGUGGCCGUGGGCGCGGGAAGAAGGCAUCGCGCGUGAUUUCUUCGGACGAGGAGGAAGAGCUGGCGUCACCCGAGCCGGAGAAGGAAAUCGCUGAGGAAGUCCCCGCUGAGAAAGUUAGCAGUGGGAAGCAGCAGCGGCAGGCGGAAGUGGAUGUAAUCAAAGAACCGCCGGUAUCCUCACCGGCGACGUUGAACCCGUUGGCGAUACCCGACCCGGAACCGACUUUGACGCCAACUACCACCAGUAUACCGCUCAUCAUUGACAUGGAAGCGGACAUCUCCCAGCUGGAGGCACCCACCUUCACUACAAUCUCACGCGGCCCGCCCGAACCGAUGGUGCGACUCAAUUGGAACCAUAAGGUCAAUCUGAUCGGCGAAAAGGUGCUGAAUCCGAUGAUCUACUGCUGCGAUCAGUGCGACAAACCGAUCCUCGUAUAUGGGCGGAUGAUUCCCUGUAAGCAUGUCUUCUGUCUACGGUGUGCCCGCUCCGAAACACUCAAGAUGUGUCCACGAUGCAAAGAGAAAGUGGUCCGGGUGGAGCAAACCGCUCUCGGCACCGUGUUCAUGUGCACGCAUGGUGGUACGCGGUACGGAAAUACGGGCUGCAGACGAACCUACCUUUCACAGCGGGAUCUUCAAGCUCACAUCAACCAUAGACAUAUUACAAACCCUCCGCCUUCGGAACAGACGGUAGUAGCUGCGACCGUUCCGCAACAGCAGCAGCUGAGUCAGCUAGACUUAUCGCCUCGAAGCAAGAUGAUGCUCGAGAAGGGAGCACCGGUGACCAGCACCAAUGGCAUGUCGAUGCGGAAAAACUCGGGAUCGAAUGAGUUCGACACAUACAGCUACAACUACAGUAGUAGCAACUCCACUAGCGCCUACUCCAUCAAUCACUCCGGCACACAGCACUCCCAAUCAUCAAUCGGUAUCUCGCAACAGUCCCGUCCUGGAUACUCGCCUUACGGACAGCAAGCUUCACCUCAGCAUAGCGUUAUUCCCUCUCAGGCCACAUUGGGAUCAUCGUCACUGUGGAUGCAAUCAUCCAACCAGUACUAUCGUUGAAGUUUCUGUAAUUGCGAAAUCCGCCCUACGUGACUAAGAAAUGACGAAAGCAAACGACUACAUUUGUGUGUAUGGUAAUUUCUUUUACUGUAUAUUAUAUCACCCUUUAACUUAAGUUGCAGCAAAUGCUCAGAUGUAGAGCACUAGUUACGCUGUUUAGGUACCAGGAAUUAAUCGUCUAAAUGAAGAGGCUAAAACUUGCGUUACGGCACUAUUGUCGGCUAAUUGUAGUUCGUAAAAUUUUCGCUCUUCCUCUAUCGCCCACUCACAACAGUACAGUGCCAGAUAAUCUAGAUAUGGUCAGCAAACCCUGUAUGAGAUCCUUAUGCACUUUAAGGUUCGAAUAAGGCCACGGCUUGGAUGUUAUCUAACAGUUAGUAUUAUUCAUAAAGUUGGAUCAACCCGUCGUAUGCUAUCAAUACAUCUUUGAUUCGGGGUUUGAUGGUUCAGCUAGCAUUGAUCAAAUAUUGUCUUCUGUGUUUUUAAAGACCGUAUAGUUUUUUUUUAUUAUACGAAACAAACUCAAAUAUGAUGUUGAAAUUUAGUUUGAAUAUUGCCUUUUUGCUAAUAUUUCACCUACCUUUAAUAGCCUAGAUUCAAGAUGCUUUGGUACAAAUCGUCCCGAAUAGAAUAAUGUAGAAAUCCAUUUCACCAUUCAUCAUAAAUCAUCUAAUAGCGUAAUCGAAUUUAAUUUUUAGUUGUAUGAUUCAUGAUAAGGUAAUUUAUCAACUAUGUGCGGCCGGUCGGGUGGAAGGAUGUGUAUGGUGCCUUUCCU
This is a messenger RNA of Anopheles darlingi, 2303 nucleotides long. RefSeq names its product E3 ubiquitin-protein ligase Hakai (gene Hakai). The transcript is spliced from 2 exons. The coding region runs from base 383 to 1528 and encodes 381 amino acids. The record is from RefSeq and is a predicted model, not a curated record. Gene Ontology annotation, biological process: protein ubiquitination; regulation of cell adhesion. NCBI's taxonomy places the organism in Eukaryota, Metazoa, Arthropoda, Insecta, Diptera, Culicidae. Gene Ontology annotation, molecular function: ubiquitin protein ligase activity.